AUGUCUCUCCAAGUGCCUCAAGCUCACGACGACGAGCGAUCGCUCACGUCGGUCCACUCGGACGAGCCUCUCCAAAACAGGCAGUUUCUGCUUUCGGUGGGAGACCUUUCAAAACUCCAUGAUCCUAAGCUGUUGAUCCAUUUGCGCAGCUUGGGCGGCUCUCUGGCCCUAGCAGCACUACUUCACACGGAUCCCAGUCGUGGUCUUGAUGCCUCAGAUCCGACUUCUGCCAGACAAAAUUUGUACGGUACUAAUGUGCUUCCGACGCGUGCCGCCAAGGGCUUUUUCCAGCUCUGUUUCGAGGCCAUGAAGGAUAAGGUUUUGAUCGUCUUGACCGUCGCUGCCAUCGUCUCCUUGGCUUUGGGCCUCUACGAGACGUUCGGUCAUGAAACAAUGUACGACGACGAGGGCAUGCCAUUGCCCAAGGUCGACUGGGUUGAGGGUGUGGCCAUCAUUGUCGCCGUGGUGAUUGUGGUGGUUGUAGGCGCAGCAAACGACUACUCCAAAGAGCGCCAGUUCGCCCGACUCAACGCAAAGAAAGAGGACCGCGAUGUUGUGGUUGUACGUGAUGGUGUCCAGCGCAUGGUUUCCAUUUAUGAUCUUCUCGUGGGUGAUCUUAUCAGCUUGGCUACCGGAGACGUUGUCCCCGCUGAUUCCUUACUUGUUACGGGCGAGCUCGAAUGUGACGAGCUGGCUCUCACAGGUGAACUGGAAACCGUCAUUAAGAAGCCCGCUGAUGAAUCUCUUGAAUACUUUCAAUCGGUUCUGGCUGAAUUCCCAGGUGAGGAUAUUGGCUCCACCGCAGUGAAGUUCAAAGAUCCUUUCUUGAUUUCCGGAAGCAAGAUUCUCUCCGGCGUUGGCUACUCUAUGGUCACCGCUGUGGGCAAGCACUCCAUCCAUGGCCGGACCAUGGGCUCGCUCAACCAGGAGAACGGCGCCACGCCUUUGCAAGAGCGUUUGGACAACUUAGCUGAGGGAAUCUCCAAGUACGGUCUUUUGGCUGCUUUGGUCCUUUUCAUUGUUUUAUUUAUUCGCUUUUGCGUCAACAUUUCCGGUAACGGUCGUUUCAGUGACAUCUCCCCUACUGAAAAGGGUAAGAAGUUUUUAGAUAUUCUCAUCGUCGCCAUCACCAUUGUGGUGGUGGCGGUUCCUGAGGGCUUGCCUUUAGCAGUUACCCUUGCUUUGGCUUUUGCAACUACCAGAAUGGCCCAGAACGGUAAUCUCGUUCGUGUUUUGCGCUCGUGUGAAACUAUGGGUGGAGCCACCACAGUUUGUUCCGACAAGACAGGUACUUUGACGGAAAACAAAAUGAGAAUUGUUACAGGUUACAUUGACGAGGAGCAUCGUUUCGACGACACUCAUAAUGCUGAGAUGACCGCCAUCGAGAGGUCGUCCGAAAUGUUUGGAAAAGUUCCUCAACAAAUUAAGGACGUCAUUCUUCCAAAUAUCAUCAGCAAUUCUACUGCAUUCGACAAUCCUGACUACGACGAGGCUAGGGCUCUCAACGCUCGCAUCAAGCCAAAGAAGCAGAACUUGAUUGCACACCUCCUCUCCAACCAAAACGAGAGAAGACAAAGAGAGAUCCAGCAAAUGGGACUAGUUUCGGAGCCAUAUUUGGGUAACAAGACGGAGUCUGCUUUGUUGAUCAUGGCUAGGGAGAAAUUGGACCAAUUUACCAGUGUCCCACUCGACCAGCAGCGUGAUAUGAACUCGAAGGAUAUCGUGGAUGUCAUUCCAUUCGAGAGUUCGAGGAAAUGGUCGGGUAUUGUUAUGAAGACUCAGACCGGAUACCGCCUCUACGCUAAAGGUGCAGCCGAAAUUGUUUUCAAGAACUGUUCCCACCAUUUGGAUGCCGAUGGCGUUUCAGAGGCAAUGAGCAGAAUCGACAGAGACAAUGUCCUCAACACUAUCGACGGUUACGCGAACGAUGCCUUGCGUGCCAUUAUCCUUGCUCACAAAGACUUUGUUGGCGUGAAGAGCUGGCCGCCUGUCGGGAUGGAGGAUCCCGAGCGUCAGAACCAGGCUAACCCCGAGAUGCUUUUGGAUAUCAAUGCUUCCCCACACGAGUGUACCGAUGCACUCACUAUGGAUAUCUUGGUUGGUAUUCAGGAUCCACUUAAGGAGGGUGUUGGCGAGGCUGUCAAGCAGUGCAAGAUCGCCGGUGUGAAUGUCAAGAUGGUCACCGGCGACAAUUUGAACACAGCCAAGGCUAUCUCCAGAGCUUGCAACAUUCUCACCCCUGCUGAUUCAUCCAACCCUUACGCCUAUAUGGAGGGUCCAGCUUUCAGAGCUUUGUCGGAACAGGAAAGAACCAGAAUUGCUCCACGCUUGCGUGUUUUGGCCAGAUCUCAGCCGGAAGAUAAAAGAAUCCUCGUUGACACUUUGCGCAAGGCUGGUGAGGUUGUUGCUGUUACUGGUGAUGGUACCAAUGAUGCUCCAGCUUUGAAAUUGGCUGAUAUCGGUUUCUCCAUGGGUAUCAGUGGUACCGAAGUUGCUAGAGAGGCUUCCGAUAUUAUUUUGAUGACAGAUGACUUCACUGAUAUUGUGCAAGCUAUCAAAUGGGGCCGUACUGUUGCUGAGUCUAUCAAGAAGUUCAUUCAGUUUCAGUUGACAGUCAAUAUCACUGCUUGUGUUUUGACGUUUGUCUCGGCUGUUGCAUCUUCAAAUGGUGAUUCCGUUUUGACGGCGGUGCAGUUGUUGUGGGUGAACUUGAUCAUGGACACUUUGGCCGCAUUAGCUUUAGCGACUGACAAACCUGACGAUGCCUUACUCAACAGAAAGCCUGCGGGUAGAAGAAUGCCAUUGAUUAGUGUCUCUAUGUGGAAAAUGAUCAUUGGGCAAUCGAUCAACCAGUUGGUCAUUACUUUUAUCUUACAUUUUGCUGGCCGCCAAAUAUUCUUCGGCUCUCGGGAUCUCACCAACCAUGAGAAUAAGCAGUUGGAUGCCAUGACAUUCAACACUUUCGUUUGGUUACAGUUCUGGAAGUUGUUUGUCACCAGAAAAUUAGAUGAGUGUGAUGACGUGAGAAAUAUCAGAGACAGAAUCACGUUGGAGAAUUUGAACUUUUUCCAGCACCUCUUCAGAAACUGGUACUUUGUUGUCAUUGCACUUUUGAUCGGAGGCUGUCAAGUUCUUAUCAUGUUUGUUGGUGGUGCAGCAUUUAGCACCACUCACCAGACGCCUGCCAUGUGGGCCACUGCAAUAUUGUGUGGUGUGCUCUCUAUCCCAGUUGGUGCUGUUAUUCGUAUCAUUCCAAAUUACUGGAUAGUCAAGAUUUUCCCUACUCGCUUCGCCAAACAAUUCUUUUACUACGCUGGAUUUGAAUGGAUGAGCAAGAAGAAUAGAAAGAAGCACGCUGAAAGAGAUUUGGAAAAGGCUGAGGAGGAUUCGAAUGAAGACACCGAACUCGGUGGCGAAGAGAUAAAACAGAUUUCUGAAGAGCCUGUGCCACAAGCAGGAGCUAUCCAAGAAGGAACAUCUUAUCCAAAAGCCACUGAUCUGACGACCCUAGACCCUAAGGCUGCUUCAGUUGAAAAGACCGAAACUACGAUACCAAAGUAA
Candidozyma duobushaemuli is the source of this 3561-nucleotide messenger RNA. It is a transcript of the gene PMC1, whose product is annotated as calcium-transporting ATPase. Gene Ontology annotation, molecular function: P-type calcium transporter activity; ATP hydrolysis activity; ATP binding. NCBI's taxonomy places the organism in Eukaryota, Fungi, Ascomycota, Pichiomycetes, Serinales, Metschnikowiaceae. Bases 1 to 3561 code for a protein of 1186 amino acids. Gene Ontology annotation, biological process: intracellular calcium ion homeostasis. The transcript has a single exon. The record is from RefSeq and is a predicted model, not a curated record. Gene Ontology annotation, cellular component: intracellular membrane-bounded organelle; membrane.